CUCCAAGCUGCAGCAGUACGGGGUACCAGGCUCAUUUUGGCCAUGGGUGUCAGGGAUGGGUAGGCAUGUUCCAGGGCUCAGUGCUUCCCCUGCUAGUUGUCUCCCAUGGGCACAUAGGGCAUGAUGGCAUGCUUUGGGCAUUGAAAUCACCACGGGUGCCCAGGCAGGCCCGACAGGGGGCUGGAAGCAGCGGCAGGGGGCUGGCAUCCACGCCGGACAAAGGGCCCUUGUGCUGCCUGCACCCGCGGGGGAAUCUGCUGGGAUGGGACAUUUUUCUUUCUCCCCCCUCCCCGAUGUCCUUUCCUUGCUCAGAAAUUCAUGUGACCAGAGAAGGGGGGGAGCCCGGCGCGCUCAGAUCCUUCUGUGGUGCCUGGGGUUUAGGCAACUGCCCCUUUCCGAAGCCUCUUUCUCCCCCGGCACCCCGUGGCAGCGGCACAUCCCCUGGGAUGUUCUGGGGGCCGUGCCCCCCCUGACGCCCCUCUCUGUUGCCCAGGUGGAGGAUGGGGGCAAGGCUGCACUGUCCCGCCGGCUGCAGCCGGGUGACGAGCUGGUGAACAUCAGCGGGACGCCUCUGUACGGGUCCCGCCAGGAGGCCCUGAUCCUCAUCAAGGGCUCCUACCGCACCCUGAAGAUGAUCGUUCGCAGGAGGAGUGUGCCCGUCCUCCGCCCCCAUUCCUGGCACGUGGCCAAACUCGCCGAAAGCCGCCCCGAUGCCGCCACCAUGCACUGCCCUGCUGAUGCCUUCAGCCUCUCAUGGCCCUCAGGGUGUGAUGUCAGCACCGACCGGAGCAGCUCCAUCGGGAGCAUGGAGAGCCUGGACCACCCUGGCCAGGCCUACUAUGAAGGAGACCCCUCACCCGUUGACCAGGGCAUGUACCACAGCAAGCGGGACUCGGCCUAUAGCUCCUUCUCUGCCAGCUCCAUCGCCUCCGACUGCGCCCUCUCCCUCCGCCCUGAAGAGGCCGUGUCCACUGACUCCAGUUUUCAAGGCUCCUACAAGGCCCCUGACGGGCGCUACCUGACCACAGGGGCUGAGCCAUCUGCCAGCCGGCACCCCGAGGCCUGGCGGGCGCCUGUGCCUCCCCAGCCCCCUGUCAGGAGGGACAGCCUGCGGGCAGCCCCGGGCAGCAGAGGGGACAGGCACCGGGCGUCAGUGUCAGCAGACAUGCUGCAUGCCAAGGGCCGGUGGAUCUCCGACACCUUCCUCUGCCAGCGGGAUGGGGAGGCGGAGGCGGUGGGCGGGAGGACGCUGGCACCGUACCCCACAAAGGACCGUCUCUCUGCUGACCAGUAUUACAUGUUGAGCUCCCACCCGGACCAGUGCCCAGCUGAGCCGCUCCUGGGGGAGAGCAUGGAGUCUGAUGACCGGCUGUAUCUGGAUGGCAGCAUGCACCGAGUGCUGGAUGCCACGACAGCAGGUGACAACCCAUUGCUGUCCCCCAUCAAGGGCCACGUGCCACACCGGCACAGUGCUCCCGAGCAGCUGCUGGCCUCCCAGCUCCGCUCCCUCCAGGUGGGCUCCAGCAGCGAGCGAGCCUCGCCAGCCCCCGAUGGGCACCGCUGGACCUUGUCCCCACUGCACCCUGAGGGCAGCCGGGGGGGAACCACAGGGGCUACCCAGGACCCCCCGCUCUGCCCAGAGCCUUGCUGCCGCCCGCCGCCCUGCCACUGCUGCCCCGAGCCUCAGCGAGCCUGCGGGCAGGACGGCCGGGGGGCCAGCCCGGCGCUCAGCACUGAGGGGCCGGCGGAGGAGGAGAGCCGGGCAGGGGCCCGGCGGGCCGGGGGUCCUACCCACCGCUCUGCUCAGAUGCGCCGCCGCAGCGACCGCUUCGCCACCAGCCUGCGCAACGAGAUCCAGCGGCGCAAGGCCCAGCUGCAGAAGAGCCGGGGUCCCGGUGCCCCCCCGCCUGGCGAGGAGCCGGUGGAGGAGACGGAGGAGCCCCCUGAGAGCAGCGUGCCAGCAGAGGGACCCCCCACCCUGGCUGAGCGUCUCAGCCCUGCGCCGAGCGAGGACGGCAGGAACGCUGGCCGCUCGGGGGACCGGGGUAUCCCCACUCCUGACCCGCUGCCAGCCCCCAAAGGGCCCCCAUCCCCCGAGCGGGCGGUGCCAACAGCCAGGGGCCGCUGGCGCUGGUCCCCGGAGCGCAAGCUGCAGCCGCAGCGCUCGCCCACCCCCGGUGAGCUGGAGGGCUACAGCCAGGGCCCGGUGGCCCGCAGCUCCCCACCACAGGGCAGCGACGAGGCCGUCCUCCUGCCCUUUGCCGACCGCCGCCGGUUCUUUGAGGAGAGCAGCCGGCCGGCACCGCCCCAGCACAGCAAGCCCCCAGUGGGCGAUCCCGGUGCCUUCCAGCCCCAUGGCCCCGAGCACCGGGAUGUCCGCCGCCUCUCCGUGGACCAGCCUUACAGCCCCCCGUCCCCCAGCCGCCCUGGCUCUGCCGGCCCCUACGCUGAGUGCUGCCGGGAGCAGCCCCCCUGCUACAAGCCGCUGGGGAGGCCAGGGGAGCUGGAUUAUGCGCGGGGCUUUUCCUACCCCUAUGGGGUUUCCCUGCGCCCCGAGCCCUGCCACUACUGCGGAGGGGACCCGUGCCCACCGCCGCUGCCUCGCGGUCAUCCCUGCCGCUGCCACCCCCAGCCCUGGGUGCGCUGCCCCGACUGCUGCUGCCCGGCCCCCCGUCCUGGGCGAGAGGAGAGCGACGCGUGGCCCCCCCGGAGAGCUUUCGCCCCGGAAUUUCCUCAGGAUGAGUGGGAGCCACCUGCGAUAACCAGGAAAGUCAGCCAGUCUGUCAGUGAGCUCUCCCACUACCAAAUGGGCUUCCAAAGGCUUGGCCCCUUUCACACCUGCUUUGAGAGCGCCGAGCCGGAGUGGCCACCCUGCUACCGGGCCACAUCCACGCACGACCUCUCGUGGGAUAGUGACCGCCUGGCCCGCACGCCUGAGAGCCCCCCGGACCCGCUGCACCGCCCACUGCGGGGCAGAGCCUUCUCCGAGAGCCACCUCAACCUGGAACCUGCCAGUCCCCGGGGCCGCGAACGGAAGGACCUCUUCCGUGCUAAGCUGGACCAACCCCGCAUCCCCAAAAAGAAGGGCCCCCCGCCUCCCCGCCCACCUCCCCCCAACUGGGAGAAGUACCGGCAGCGCCGGGCAUCCCAGCACCCGCCGGAUGGUGCUGGGCACGGCUCUGCCUUUGCCGUCCCGGUGCCGCCCCGCAGCAUUGCUGAUGUGGUGCGUGAGCGGUCACAGAGCCUCACUGGGGAGCAGGGGGGCCGGUCCUGGGGGCAUGCUGCUCGCCCCCCUGCUCCACCAGGCGCCUGCUCCCGUCCCGAGCCCCCCGGAUCACUUCGCAGGACUCCUGGGCCCGAUGUUGGCAACGCCGAGAUUUACAGGGUGGCAGGGGCUGGGGAGAAGCGGCCAAAGGCAAAGAAGCCCUGGGAGAUGGAGGAGCAGCCCCAAAGGCUCAUCCGGAACCCGGAGCGGGGCUGUGCUGGUCCCUGUGGGGUGGGUGAGUGCUCCCCACCCCUGCCUGGUGGCCCCAGCCCGGCUGUGCCAGAGGCACUCAAGCCCAGUCCUGGGGCAGCGGAGGGGGUGAGCUGCCAGGGCAGCCGGCCCCAGCCCCGCCGCGUGGACUCAGAGGAACUGCUGUGGAAUAUGGCAGUCAGGGACCACUCCCUGGCCAAUGUCCAUGCCCCUUUGGCCCCCUUUGGCACCACCACUGAGGUGAUCGGUGAGCUGCUGGUGGCGGGGGAGCGACAGGCCUGGCGGGAGCGUCUCCAGCAGGACUGGCACCUGGAGGCCCUGGCACAGGACAGGCAAGGCUUUGAGCCCAUCUCACCACCCCCUGGGAGUGUUGCCAGCUCCAGCUCCUUCCCGGUGCACUACACUGCAGCAGCAGGCAAAGCUGAGCCGCUCAGCAAGGUGACAGCGCUGCCAGAGGUAGUGGAGGGGAGCUCAGAGGAUGAUGAUGAGGAGGAAGUGGACCAGGAGCUGGUAGAAAAGAAGCUGCAGCUGAUCGAGAGCCUGAGCCGCAAGCUGGCGGUGCUGCGGGAGGCACAGCGGGGGCUGCAGGAGGACAUCAGCGCCAACGGGGCGCUGGGCGACGACGUGUCUGCCCGCCUGCAAGCCCUCUGCACCCCAGGGGAGUUCGACAAGUACCGCCUCUUCGUGGGUGACCUGGACAAGGUGGUCAACCUCCUGCUCUCCCUCUCGGGGCGCCUGGCCCGGGUGGAGGCUGCCCUGGGCAGCCUGGGGCCACACGCCCCCGCCGAGGACAAGCUGGCCCUGCGGGAGAAGCGGCGGCUGCUGGUGGCGCAGCUGGAGGAUGCCAAGGAGCUGAAGGAGCACGUGGGGCGGCGGGAGGAGGCGGUGGGUGCCAUGGUGGCGCGGUACCUGCCCGCCGAGCACCUCCAGGACUACCAGCACUUCGUCAAGAUGAAGUCAGCCCUCAUUGCUGAGCAGCGGGAGCUGGAGGAGAAGAUCAAGCUGGGCCAGGAGCAGCUCCGGUGCCUGCGCGAGAGCCUUGGCCAGGCCUCCAAGGGCUGCUAACCCCGUACCCAGCCUCCCUCUGGGACCCUGGCUGUGGCCCCAGCUUGCUGCCAAAGCAGAUCCAGCCCCUCAUGGGCUCUCCCUAUGUCUGUCCAUCUGUCCAGCCCCUGCCUUUUAUUUAUUUCUUUGGUUUACCAAGCAGGGGAGGGGCUGCCAGUCCAGAUGCGGAGAGGGGGUGUUGUGCCAAAGAGCUGUCAUGGACUCUGUGGCCACCCAGCAUCCUGUGGCUCAGCUGGACCAAAUGGAUGGAUGCUGCCAUCACCCUCAGAGCUCUUUCUGUGCUGAUGGGGGUCCUUCCACCUCAUCCUGGACACCUGUCCUGCAUUCGGUGCUGCACCACAUGCCUUAAACACCCCCCAGCUGCCUUGGGGCAUAUCCAUGCAGUGCCUGAAAGGGUUAAAGCAUGCUUGUCCUCUG
Molecule: messenger RNA, 4957 nt
Organism: Lepidothrix coronata (blue-crowned manakin)
Lineage: Eukaryota; Metazoa; Chordata; Aves; Passeriformes; Pipridae
Gene: SHROOM4
Product: shroom family member 4
Exons: 9
Coding region: 263-4540 (1425 amino acids)
Biological process (GO): actin filament organization
Cellular component (GO): apical plasma membrane; apical junction complex; adherens junction
Molecular function (GO): actin filament binding
Source: RefSeq, a predicted model, not a curated record